AUGGCUCGUGCUCGGCCCUCCCUUCGUGGCACUGUGCUGGCAGUGCUUGGCCUGCGCCUGUGCUUCUCCGAAGCCAGCGCUACGGAACAGGUUCCCUUGGGAUGCUUCCUUUACGGCUGGAAGGUCGCCGAGGCGCUCAGCGGCAUCUCAAACCCUGUGAAUGCCUCAGAUGCGGUGGAGUGCCAGAAGCAAUGUGCGGCCACCGACGAAUGCAAGUCCUUUGGUUUCCAGACAUCUUUCAAUGCUUGUUGGCUGGGAUCGGACAUUCAGACUCCAAGCCGGGCACUGUCAAACGGCUUCGUGGCUGGGCCGGCCAGAUGCGUUGCGGAAAGAAGAUUCCUGAGUGGCUUGGAGGCCAGCCCCGCCUGCACUGCAUCGCCAAGCAUUCGCUUUCCCGGUCGGACGGCCGGAGAGUCGGCAUCCACUUUCACCUCGGGCAUGGUCCCUGUGCCCCUGCAAUGUUGGCCGCACUACGCAGCAACGGGGAAGCCGGCCUUGUGCAAGGGCUCCCUGAUGCAGGUCCUGGAGGAUUCUGCCACGGGUUGGCCGGGAAACUGUCUAGGCUUGCAUUUCAUGCCGGACGAGACGUCAGAAACUUGUGAGAUGAGUUGUCGCGGCAAUGUCAGCUGUUCAACAUUCCAAGUCGUCGAAACCGAUGCCGGGAUGAUGGAAUGCUGGCAGGGCACAGGCUACGACUGUUUCCGAGACAAUGUGCAGGUGAAAAUCCUGGCUGCAAAACGCUUUCUGCGUGGUCGGUAUCGCGUUCUGAAGGACUUGCGCGGCUUUGAGGUGACAGGGUUGCAGUACUCCUUCGGCAAGGAAGCCUUUGGAUCGGAUGUGGAACAGGCUGUCAUGAUGUGCAAUCACACCUGCUUGUCUCUUGUGACGUGUCAAGCCUGGAGAUAUUCCACGGGGGAUGGAUGCUGGUUUGAUCACGGUGAGCUUGUUUAUCCGCCAACCACUGAUACCUUCAUGAAGGGCACGGAAGCAGCAGCACUGGUUGUGGCCGGGGCCUAUGUCCAGCGGCUGUGCGAGGUUCCGCAGGAUCUGCACGAGCCUGUGGUGUCGACGUCGGCCGCCAUCGCCAUCGCCAUCCUCCCGACUCCAGAGGCCCUCAGCCUCUCCACGCCGCUGCCGCUGCCUGCAGCCGUUGCCAUCAAUGGAAGCGCUGGCACCCUCCCUCCGGUGCUGCCACUGCCCGCUGUGGCGAUCAAUGUGACCGCUGCGAGCGCUGCCACCGCUCCGCCAGACUCCCUCCUCGUCCCGGGCGUCUCGGGUGUCUCGGGCGUCUCGUGGACGGUGUCCACGACGCCGCCUUCCACAUCUUCCACGACCGCGGCGAACGCCUCCGAUGCCUCCUUCCUCCCGGCGGUCACGGUCAGCCAUGUAAGCGCGAGAGCGAGUGCGAGAGCGAGCUCGAGCCGCCAGAGCUCCCAGGACACGGCGGAGCCGAAGGAGCCGUUUCCCGGCACCUUCCUGCGGGUUCUCUCGUCAGGCUUGGUCUUCUACAAGAGUGAGGAUGACGUGCUGCAUAUGGUUCCCUCUGGAUGCAAAGAGCUAUCCUGCGGCGAGAGCGUCCUCGAUCAGUGCCGUGCAGCUGCCUCUGUCUCCGAGGAAGAGGUGAUCAGCGACAGCACGGGCCAGGAAUUCUCUUGUGCGCUUCUGACAGCUUCUGGUGGGUCGAACUGGUGGGUCCUGCUGAUAUUUGCCGCAGUCCUCGCCCUCUGCUGUUGGGCCUGCAACCACGCCUCCUGGUACUACUACGACGAGAUUGUGGACCGGUGCCCCGAGCUGGAUGGAUACUUGCCCUUUCAGUGGUGCUUCGCUGCUCGCAACCGCUUCUCCAAGCUGCAGGUGGGGCUGCGUGAUCGGACCUCGAGAUCCGCGGGAGUGUACGAUCCGGAAGACCAGCUCCCCCUCAUGGCGCGUGGAGCACCUGGGGCUGGGUGGUCUGGCCCGCCAGCGCCGCCCGGGUACGUGCUUGCAAAUGCACAGUCGCUGCCAACCCAGCAGAUGAUGGGAUCAAUGGGGGGCCCAAUGGCAGCCUACGACCCUGGCAUGCCCUCUGGAUUUUCCUCGUCAUAUCAGGCUUCUCCCGGCCUGGGUCCCUACAUGGAAGCUCCUCUGCCUCGGACGGAAGCUGGAUAUGAUCUGGUGACCGUGACGCCGAGUGGAUUGCAGGUGACCCCGCUGGGCAACGCGCCUUUGCCUGCCGGAGUUCCGAUCGUGAAUCCGGCGCACGUCUCCACGCACCAGUUUACUUGA
Symbiodinium sp. CCMP2456 is the source of this 2265-nucleotide messenger RNA. The record is from the annotation of a GenBank genome assembly. Lineage: Eukaryota; Dinophyceae; Suessiales; Symbiodiniaceae.